AAUAGCUAUGGGACUACCCUCCCGGAGAUAGAGCUAGAAUACGGAGCCCUACAGGGGUCCCCUAUCUCUUCUAUUGUCUUUAUACUUUAUUUCUCCCCUAGCCUAAAGCUUAAUAACCUUAACAUCUACUUUAGGUAUAUAAAUAAUAUUAGUAUUAUAGUAGUAGGGGCUAAUACUAAAGAAACUGCUUAG
This is a messenger RNA of Trichoderma harzianum CBS 226.95, 192 nucleotides long. RefSeq lists its product as hypothetical. The record is from RefSeq and is a predicted model, not a curated record. NCBI's taxonomy places the organism in Eukaryota, Fungi, Ascomycota, Sordariomycetes, Hypocreales, Hypocreaceae. The annotation marks the transcript as partial. The transcript has a single exon.